Messenger RNA from Anguilla rostrata (American eel), 871 nucleotides. RefSeq names its product cholecystokinin-like. Gene Ontology annotation, biological process: digestion. The record is from RefSeq and is a predicted model, not a curated record. Bases 158 to 541 code for a protein of 127 amino acids. The transcript is spliced from 3 exons. Gene Ontology annotation, cellular component: axon; extracellular region. Gene Ontology annotation, molecular function: neuropeptide hormone activity. NCBI's taxonomy places the organism in Eukaryota, Metazoa, Chordata, Actinopteri, Anguilliformes, Anguillidae.
ACACGGCAGGAAACGUAGCUACUGUUCGGGGUAUUUAAGGGGCAGCCUAACGCAGCCCGGAGAAGUUAUCGCAGCCCGCUGUUCACCUGGCCCUCUCUGAUCCUGUUCUCUUCCUUUUCUGUAGAAGAGCAGAAUAUUCAAGAUUCAACCUACAGUGAUGAACGGUGGGAUCUGUGUGUGCGUGCUGCUGGCAGCUCUUUCCACCAGCUGUCUCGGACGCCCCUCUUCAAACACACAGGAUGAGAGCAGGGCUGCCCAGUCCCAAGUGGACACUGUCCUGUCCGAACACAUGCGCGAAGCCCGCUCCACGCCCCUUAGCGACCAGCAAAAACCCAAAGCAGAGGAGGGUGUGGAUUCCCGGGCCAGCCUGACUGAACUGCUGGCAAGGUUGAUAUCUAGGAAAGGAAACACCCGCAGAAACUCCACCAUAAACAGCCGAGCGAGCGGCCUGAGCGCCAACCACAGAAUAAAGGACAGAGAUUACCUGGGCUGGAUGGACUUCGGGCGUCGCAGUGCCGAGGAAUACGAAUACUCGUCAUAAAGCACACCUGUACUCUGAAAUUCUGAACAGAGAGACAGAGAUUCAUUUCAAUUUGUAGUCUUGGAAGUUGGUGUCUAAAAUAUAUAUAUUUAUUAUGUAUUUGAUGUACAUUUGUUUUUAAACCUAAUAUGAUGCAAUAUAUAGCCUACAUAUGGCCGAUUUUACAGAAAAGGAGAAACUUGUUCAUGUUCCGGUUUCUUUUCAUUUGGUGAUAACGUGGCAUUAAAUUAUUUAAUCACAUACACAUAUUUGUUCAUACAAAGUCCAGUCAUGUGCUCUCAGUGAGGAGCUAUUGGGUGUAUGAGAAUAAAUCCAGCGGUCAACAUUCAA